Messenger RNA from Vigna umbellata (rice bean), 1164 nucleotides. The record is from RefSeq and is a predicted model, not a curated record. NCBI's taxonomy places the organism in Eukaryota, Viridiplantae, Streptophyta, Magnoliopsida, Fabales, Fabaceae.
AUGACUUGUGCGAGGGGUAAUGUUCCAGAGUCUUUGAUUGCCUUCAUUGUGGAUCGAUAUCUAUAUCGCAAUCAAUUCUCCCAAACGCGGACUUCUUUUCGCAACGAAGCUUCAACACUCUUUGUCGAUUCACCCGUAAACGAGAAUUUGCUUAGUUUGGAGGGGAUUGUGGAUCAGUACAUAUUUACGAAGAAACAAAACAUAUUGUUGCAUAAACAAAACGUCAUGUUGAUGGAAGAGAAACACAAAACACAGAUGUUGUUGCAAGACCUACAAAAUGUUUUGGACAGUUUCAAUGCAAGAUCAUCACACUUGUCUAAUGUUGCAAGCAUAAUACAAAAUUAUGCGGGUCUUCCUUCAAUGCAAAAUAAUAGAAAUCUUCCAGGAAAUCUAAUGCAAAAUUCUAAUAGAAAUAUUCCAGUUGUGUCUACGGUCACCGAUUUCCCUAUGCAAAACACAAUGUCAGUGACACCUAGACUCAUGGACAAUAUAAACCUGUCAUCACCUAGGAUCACAAUGUUUCAACAAAAGAGAAAAGAUACGUCAACAAUAGAUGGUUGUAAAGUUGCAAAGAAACCGCGUGGUAGACCAUCUGGUAGGAAAAAUCAAGUCCAAGGUAUAAACACAUUGCUACCAUCUCCUAGUAACAAAGUAGAUUCUAGAUCUUCUUCAGUAACAACUCAGUCAUUGGUAGGGAAUUAUGCUCACAGGGGAUCACCAAUUUCAACUAAUUCAGUUUUUGGAACACUCCCCGUAUCCAGUCAAUGUGAUACACACUUGCCCUUACCUUAUCAUAUAUCCCAGUCCAGUGAGAUUUGUCCUGCUGCAGCAAGUAAUGGAGAGGUCACUGUCCCUGGUUACAACCUAAUUUCAACCAAUAAAGUCAUGGUUCAACCUGUAAAACAAACGGUUUACACAGAAGACAAUCAGGUUAUUUCUCCCAUUGGACCACAGAGUGAUCAAACAAAUAAGGCGGACACCAACAAGACAAGUACAGGAGGGACAUUGGACAAGCCACUUCUGAAUGACAUUCCUACUUCUGAGUCUGACAAGGACAUAGACAUUUGGACAAACCUUGAUUUUUCAAAUAUAGAAUCAGAUUGCUGGUCCAAAAUUGAUUUUUCAAACUUCUCUGAAGUAAACGACUCAAUCACUGAAUGUUAA